ACUACUAGCUGUAUGCUUGGGUGCAUGCGCUCUAGCGCAAAGACUAGAGAAGAGUUCUUGACCCUUCUCCACCGAAGAUAAUGGCUAAGCCUAUUCAACUUAUGAUGUGUGAUGCAUACAUUUCGUCCCCUAUUUUAUGGUGGAACAUAUGAUAUGAUGGAGUUACGGUGGUUACCUUUCAACAGGUUCUGACGUUUGAUGUUUUGGAUUUACCCUGGCCAUGUGAGCGGCUGCUCUGUUAUUUUCUAUUCUUGUUUUCUAUUUUUUUUCCUUCCCCUUUUCUUUGUUGAGUGCAGACUCAACCUGUAUAGAUUCGAUGACUCAUAUGGCCCUCCCUGCUUUUCAUACCCGUCAUGCAGACACAGCUUGUGUUCAAUGAUUUAUGUUGAAAAUUUGCAAGAUAUGGAUAGAUGUGGCAAAUAUCCAACAGAGGGAUUCUGCAGGGGAAAUGUCGUUGCGGGCUCCAGUUUUUGGACUUGCCUGGUUGUGGUGGACGACUUGGAUUUAUAUACUGCACUUGCAUACCCUCUGGUGACAUUUUCAACACUCACUUUUCUUUCUUUACCUUGGACUCUGGUUCUACUUCAGAUAUCCAUCGACAUCACUUCCAAUCCUAGUGGAUUCUUGUGAAGGAUACUCAACAUCACUUACCAUACUCGUGUAUACUUUCAACUAAUAUAUGCAUAUUCCG
Molecule: messenger RNA, 691 nt
Organism: Aspergillus candidus
Lineage: Eukaryota; Fungi; Ascomycota; Eurotiomycetes; Eurotiales; Aspergillaceae
Exons: 1
Coding region: 199-630 (143 amino acids)
Source: RefSeq, a predicted model, not a curated record